Coturnix japonica (Japanese quail) is the source of this 4037-nucleotide messenger RNA. The record is from RefSeq and is a predicted model, not a curated record. Lineage: Eukaryota; Metazoa; Chordata; Aves; Galliformes; Phasianidae.
UUUGGGGUGGUGCUGUGUGGAACCCGGAGUUGGUCUCAAUGAUCCCUACAGGUGUCUUCCAACUCAGGAUGUUCUGUGAUUCUGUUGUGCUGGAAAUGCCUGUAGUGUAAGAGAAUUAACUUCCUUUAUCUGUCAAAAAACAGCGUAGUGUAUGGCUGUUACUGUGCAGUACUUCUAUCUGUAAACUCUGUUCUUGCCAUGUGCAGACAUAGGUGAAACCCUGAUGGAAACCACCUUUAUCUGUCUGCAGGUAGUUACCUGGAUGUGUGAGUGCGAGUUCAGGAGGGAACAACCGAUUUCCUGUCGGUGAGGCGCAAGUUGGUCACAAUACGCUCCAUCUUUAUCUUUCUCGUUUUGUUAAGGAAACACGAGAGUUUUCGCUCAGAGAAGCACGUUCCACCCGCAGCAGCGCUGCCGUUCCGCCCCGUGAGGCCCAGCCCCGCCCGGCGCUACCUGCGGGGCAGCGGCAGGAAGGGGGCGGUGCGCGGCGGGGCGGUGGAGUGCGGCGGUUCCGGGCACGUCUGCGGUCGACGCGCGUUCCUCGUGCUGCGACCCGAUGGCCGCUCCGCAGGGCCCGCUGCCCCCAGGAUGUAUAUUAAUCAAGAAGGUUGCAAAACCACUGAUUUGCAGUUAUUGUGUUUGUGAGAUCUAGAAGAUCAUGCAACAAAAGAGCCAGUGGAGGAUACAGAUCCCAGCACCCUUUCCUUAACAAUGACUGAAAAAUAUCCUGUCCAAGACACAGGGGUGCCUAAAGAUGAGGAAUACCGAACAGAUCAAGUUACGCUGGAAAUUGCAUCUGUGAACAUCAGGAGUCUUGCAUCAGAUUCUGGCCUAGUCCAGCAGCCAGAAGACAAAGACACUGAAAACCAUACUGACAAAUCGCUUUCAGAUCUCAAGAAAACCUGCAAAGAAAACAGCACCUGCUCCUUGUGCUUAUUCCGUGCACCGACCAUCAGUGACAUGCUCAAUGACGAGGACUUGUUGUACACAGUGAGGCUAAAGCUGGAUCCCUGCCACCCAACAGUGAAAAACUGGAGAAAUUUAGCAAGCAAGUGGGGGAUGACUUACGAUGAAUUGUGUUUCCUCGAACAGAAGCCCCAGAGUCCCACCUUGGAAUUUUUGCUACGAAAUAGUGACAGGACUGUGGAGCAGCUGAUUGAGCUCUGUAAAUUUUAUAAGAGAAUUGAUGUUGUGAAAGUGCUACUGAAGUGGGUGGAGGAGGAAUGGCCCAAGAGAGGAAACAGAAGUUACCAGAAUGAUUUGUAGGUCAAAGAAAGUGGUUAGUUCCGACCUGUUAAAUGUUGGGACUAGCUGCAAUAGUAGGUGAGAAGUUUCUCUUGUGACAGAGAGUACUGGCAGUCUGUAUACUGUGUAAGCUUUUGUACUGUACACACAUAUAUAUGGUCUGUGCCCUCAGGGUUGUAAAGAUAACCUUUCAAAAGUGGAUAGAAUAAUGCAGGUUGUGUUUUUGAGUCUACAGACACUGUUAUUUUCUUUGCUGCUGUUUGUAGGCUUCCUAAGCAGAAGAAGAAUGAAAAAGCCAGACCAGUGGUGUAAUUGCAACAGUUAUGAGCCAUGUCAGUCAAUUGUGUGUUGUUGCUGCUGGGAAAGCUGCAGUUAGAAGGCAAGUCUUGUAGCUUUUCUGACAGCCUUUCCACAGUUUUUAUGUUCUGCCUGCUAGAAGACAAGAGGAUAAAAAUAUUUUUUUCUUUCUUAUUUUUAAGCUUUAUGACACUGGAUUUGGAGCAGAUGCAACUUGAUUGUCCAAGAAGCAGCUUGGAUUUGCAUGUUUGAAUUAGUUGAAUCUUUGAACAUCACAUUCAGGCAAAAUUAAGUUCUGAGCCUCUUUCUGCAAACAGAACUAGAUGUUAAAAUAAUUGCAUGUUUCUACGUCAUAGGGCAUAUUUUUCCUAUGCAGAAACCAUCCAAUUCAGUGAUACUUUCCAGCCCAUGAAUCCCCUUCCCUCAAACUAAUGCAGAAAACCCCACUACUAUCAAAGCGCUUUACAGUUAAAAUUAGUUUCCAUAGUUUUGAAUAAGCUGUUCGCUCUGAACAGUGUUCUUUGGUAGUUUGCUCGAAUGCCUCUCAUUUUACAGUGUGAGGUGACAGUGAACAUCUUAACCGCAGUGUAUCCUUAGUAUCAAGCAUAACUUCCUUGUUCAUAAGCUGUGGUUUUCUUCUCAGCCUUCCCGUUGUCUGACCUGCUUCCUGUCCUAUUCCAAAGUGGUUUUACACUUGUAUGAAAGUAGCACAACUUUAUGUAUUGAUUAAAGACGCUCUAAUGGGAAGUCCACAGGUGGAUUCGCCUACAGGUCUGAGUGGAUGGUCAUGAAAGCACUUCUGCUGGCUUAGGCUGAUACAUAUCAAAGACUGUUGAUAUACUGAAUUACACUGUUUACACUGAAGAUAUUUCUAGAUAUUUUUUUUUUAUCAUUCUUUGGUAUUGUAAUGGUUUAAAAACAAACCUGAAAACUGGAAAAUCAUUUGUUUGAUAGGCUGAUAUAUUUGAUAGUAUUUGUUGCUCUAAUGCCACAUACAUGCAUCAGUGUUGUGACUUAAAAAUAUUUCUAGUUGUCACCCUUACUAAAACAUCUCAGUUGAUACUAAUAUGUACAUAUAUGUAUAUAAUGUAGCAGUGGUGAACAGUAUGUCAAGAUGCUGGGCAAAACUAGAGUGGGGUGCAGACUAAUGUAUUGUUCACUUCGCUCAAGUAGGAAUGACUAAUUAAUGGCACAGCUGAGGGAAGUCUGUCACGUUGCAUUCUGAGUUUCUUAAUGUAAGAGAAUGAAAAGGGACAUCUAGUAAUAAUAUAGGUACUGGCACAAAUGGUUACUGAGGAAUUAAUUGUAAAGUUAAAACUUUUGAAUUCAAGCACUCAUUCUGGGGAUGUUCUAAAUUAGUUUUACUGCAGUGUCCUCAAGAAACUGAAGAUCUAGUUUUGAGGUAAAAAGAGUGACCUACAGUUGAUAUUUGAAUUUUUAUUUUUUUUAAAGCUUGUGGAAGACUGGAAUUUUGACAACUGUUUAUAUGUAGUUUUUAAUCGUUCCCUCAGAAAAGCUGCUAUUUUUCAGAACAGUAUGUUUUUCAGCCAUAUUUUAAAGUGGAUCUUUAAAAUAUGUAAAGCAGUAAAUCUUGCUCUAUCUUGCAGGGGCUGCAGUUGAAAUGCCUCACUUUUGUUGUCUUCAGAUGGAGUCUUUUGAUAGAUGUGUGAACUCUUGCAGCUCAUCUUCUGUCUUUAGUUAGGGGUUCUGGAAUCAGCUUUGAGGAUUGCUGCUGUGUCUAGGCUGUCUGCUAGUUUCAGUUCAUACAGGAGCAUCCACUGUGUGCAUGCAAACAGCCCAUAUGCAGCUUGUCCGACGUAAUCCCUGUACCUCAGGCUCACCACAUGCAUGAUUUGUGAUCAUGUGUCUGUGUCUUAAGUUGUUCUUAUGAGCAAUGAGGGCUGGCAUGUCUACCGACAGCUUUUCUCUCCUGUAACCUAGUAGAGUUAUAUGCAUGUGGUAGUGCAGUAAGCUUUGUUGCGGGGGAAGUCUGUUAAGGAAUCUAGCUGGAGCCCUUGUGUGAUGGCUCACAAAUGGGAACGCACAUUGAUGCAGUGUCAUUUCUGAAUCAGGAAGUCCAAUUGAAACCUUAUCCUUUUCCUAUUUUGUGGCUAUAAUUUGUAAGCUUUUGAACAAACGCUGUUGUCUAGUGGAAGCUAGUUCUGAUCCCCUGAAACUCUUGAAAAAUCAGUGUCAGCUGCAAAGGUUCAUACUGGAAAAUAAAGCCGCUUUUGAGAGUUUAUAUGUGGGUUCUGUGUGAGUUCCGCACUGAAGGCUGAAAAUGUUAGCCUUAAACUUUAUCACACACUGGAUAACUCAUUUGUAUACUUGAAGUAUUUUUCAUCUUUGUAUGGCAUGAAUUUAGGUGUAUGCAGUUUUUCUAGUUUUGUAUCUAUUUACAAGAUACUGGGUCUGAGUGUUCACUUUAAGCAUUUUUAUAUCCUCUGUCAUAAUGUGUACUAUAUUUAGAAAAAUUAUAGUUUAUCAGUGUUUAA